AUGUCUUCAGACGCUAUAAGGAAUACUGAGCAGAUAAACGCCGCUAUUAAAAUUAUAGAAAACAAAACAGAGCGUCCGCAAUCGUCCGCAACCCCCAUAGAUUCUAAGACUAGUACAGUUGCUGCUGCUAAUUCUAAACCUACACCAACUUCCAGAGACCUCACACAGUAUACCCUAGAUGAUGGAAGAAUUGUAUCAACAAAUCACAGAAUAAUGGAUAAAGUGCCUGCCAUCACGUCAUAUAUUCCUACGGAUGAAGAGCUGUUCCAGGCCAAUGGGAUUCCUCGUCACGAAUUCCUAAGAGAUCAUUUCAAGCGCGAGGGCAAAUUGUCCACUGCGCAGGCGGCUAAGAUCGUUACACUUGCUACGGAACUAUUCAGCAAAGAACCCAACCUUAUAUCCGUCCCCGCUCCAAUCACAGUCUGCGGUGACAUCCAUGGCCAGUACUUUGACCUUUUAAAGCUGUUCGAAGUCGGCGGCGACCCAGCAACUACAUCGUAUUUGUUCUUGGGUGACUACGUUGACAGAGGGUCCUUUUCAUUCGAGUGUCUUAUUUAUUUAUAUUCUUUGAAGUUAAAUUUCAACGACCAUUUCUGGCUACUAAGGGGUAACCACGAAUGUAAGCAUCUAACGUCAUAUUUCACUUUCAAAAAUGAAAUGUUACACAAGUACAAUCUAGAUAUCUACGAGAAAUGUUGCGAAUCGUUUAAUAACUUGCCCCUGGCAGCGUUAAUGAAUGGACAGUAUCUUUGUGUUCAUGGUGGUAUAUCUCCAGAAUUGAACUCUUUACAGGAUAUAAACAACCUAAACAGGUUCAGGGAGAUCCCCUCUCAUGGCCUGAUGUGUGACCUAUUGUGGGCUGACCCGAUUGAAGAGUACGACGAAGUCUUGGAUAAAGACUUGACUGAGGAAGACAUAGUGAACUCUAAAACAAUGGUUCCUCAUCACGGCAAAAUGGCGCCCUCAAGAGAUAUGUUUGUUCCAAACUCAGUGAGAGGCUGUUCAUAUGCCUUCACAUAUCGUGCUGCAUGCCAUUUUCUGCAGGAGACUGGCCUGCUGUCCAUCAUUAGGGCACACGAGGCUCAAGAUGCUGGCUACAGAAUGUACAAAAAUACCAAGACUUUGGGCUUCCCCUCUCUUUUGACCCUUUUCAGCGCCCCUAACUACUUGGAUACCUACAACAAUAAGGCAGCCAUACUGAAAUAUGAGAAUAAUGUCAUGAAUAUUAGACAAUUUAACAUGACUCCACACCCUUAUUGGUUACCAGAUUUCAUGGAUGUUUUCACGUGGUCCUUGCCAUUUGUUGGUGAAAAAGUUACAGAGAUGCUGGUCGCAAUCCUAAACAUCUGUACUGAAGAUGAACUGGAAAACGACACUCCCGUCAUCGAAGAAUUAGUUGGUACCGAUAAAAAAUUGCCGCAGGCUGGUAAGCCAGGAGCGACUUCACCAACUGCCACUUUGACGUCGUCUAAACAUGCUUCCAUCUUAGACGACGAACAUCGAAGGAAAGCCCUAAGAAAUAAGAUUCUGGCCGUUGCUAAAGUUUCCAGAAUGUAUUCUGUUCUCAGAGAGGAAACCAAUAAAGUUCAAUUUUUGAAAGAUCACAAUUCAGGUGUAUUGCCACGUGGCGCACUAUCUAAUGGUGUAAAGGGUUUAGACGAAGCCCUAUCUACUUUUGAAAGAGCAAGAAAGCACGAUUUAAUUAAUGAAAAAUUACCACCUUCAUUAGAUGAGCUAAAAAACGAAAAUAAAAAAUAUUACGAAAAAGUUUGGGAGAAAGUACAUGAACAUGAUGCAAAGAAGGGCAGCAAAUAG
This is a messenger RNA of Saccharomyces paradoxus, 1815 nucleotides long. It is a transcript of the gene CMP2, whose product is annotated as calcineurin catalytic subunit A. The transcript has a single exon. Gene Ontology annotation, molecular function: calmodulin-dependent protein phosphatase activity; calmodulin binding. Bases 1 to 1815 code for a protein of 604 amino acids. Lineage: Eukaryota; Fungi; Ascomycota; Saccharomycetes; Saccharomycetales; Saccharomycetaceae. Gene Ontology annotation, biological process: fungal-type cell wall organization; calcineurin-mediated signaling. Gene Ontology annotation, cellular component: calcineurin complex; cytoplasm. The record is from RefSeq and is a predicted model, not a curated record.